Messenger RNA from Dermacentor andersoni, 2349 nucleotides. The record is from RefSeq and is a predicted model, not a curated record. Lineage: Eukaryota; Metazoa; Arthropoda; Arachnida; Ixodida; Ixodidae.
AUGACUGCUACCGGCCAGGUCCAGGGGCAGAUCCCGGUCCAGGGGCAGAUCCGGAAGCCGCUCCAGGAGCCGCGCUGUCUCAAGGGUCCGGGAAGCAUGAUGCCCCCGCAGGAGAAACUGGUCGACACGAUGAAGUCGGUGAACUUGGCCGACUUUGUGGGCACCUUGACUGCGUACAAGGCUUACAAUUUGUUCCCAGGUCACAAGCGGAAAAUGCAGCUGCCCGGCCUCAACAUAACGGCCGAGCGUCUCUUUUUUAUCAACAGCUGCGUCAAAUUGUGCGAAAAAAAUCCCAUGGCGGCGCAGCGGUACGCGUCAUCCAUUUCGCGCUGCAUUGUGCCGCUCAUGAACAUGCCCGAAUUUGCGACCGCGUUCGGCUGCGCAGUUGGGACCCCCAUGAACCCCCCGGUGAGCAUCCACCUGCAGGAGUCAGACAUCUACUUGUUAACGCCCGUUGGAGACACUCAGGAAGACAACGAAAAGCGGCAAAGCGGGAGCAGUCGGGAUUCCAUCACGCUAAUGGUCUGCGUGUUCGGCCUGCUACCAGGAAUUAUGAUCACUGCACUCCUGACCAUCUAUUUCCUCUCCAGUGAUUCGCUAUCCGAAGCUACCAUGAAGGGUACGCAAGCGCCAGAAUCUCCGGGUGGUAGCAUGGUUGUGCCGAGCGUCGAGUCAAUAAGCACCCGGCAGUCACACACAAUGGAAGCUCAUGGACCUCUUUCCACAGCCAAGACUGUACCUAUUCCUAUGGCAUCACCUGUUUUGGGGACUGAAACGGCACUCCCGACAACUGUUUCAGCUGACACGGCACUCCCGACAACUGUUUCAGCUGACACGGCACUCCCGACAACUGUUUCAGCUGAAACGGCACUCCCCACAACUGUUUCGCCAUCUGUUGGUGCGAGCGACAACGUAUGCACGACUGACGAGUGCCACUUCAUGGCGCAGUGGCUGCGCCAGAAGCUGGACCCCGAAGCAGACCCGUGCGAAGACUUCUACCGUUUUGUAUGCGGCACAUUCAAGGAGGGGCCGGGCCCUAACGUCUUCACUAGGGCUACUCAUACUAUGAUAAGCAUCAUAAUAGGAGCCGCGUACGCUGCCCGAGUUCCAGCCACUGGUCAGACUUCAUGGCAAAAAGCUGCCGGCAUGUUCCAGGCCUGCGCUUCCCUCAUCGCGACAGACCGAUCCGAGACGGCUUACCUUGUGGCGUGGAUGACUUCAAUUGAUUUGGACCUGAACAACCAGACUGCGCUACAGAGCGUCGACCCAAAAGACAUGAUGGUGCGCUGCUCACUCGAUUUCGGAGUCCAGGCAAUCAUUUCCAUCAAACUUCUCGAACUUUUCUUCUUCAAGAAGAAGAGGGGAAUUUUGCUGACUUACAGCGAAAGAGACUCUGAGCGGCUGGCUUCAGUCAGGAAUGUUUCGGAAAAGGCGAAGUUGCGCGAUUACGUCCAAAUUCUCAGCUUGUACGGCUUGGACUCAAAUGAAACGGAGAGACUCGCUUCCCUCAUCAGCAAACACGAGUCAAAACUUGACAACAUCGUCUUGAAUGAAAAUAUGGCGCAAGCCAAGAUGUUGCUGGGAAAUAUUCGUUCUAUGGGGAUGCAGACACAACCGUACGUCAAGGGAGAGGAAUGGGCCACGGCUUUUUCCAAAUACACCAAUAAUACCUACAAAGGCGACGACCUCAUAGUGUAUAAGACGGACAUACUCAACAUUGUCGCUGCACUCUUCAAGUCUGUGAAACAGCAGUGGAUUACCAACCUCAUCGCUUGGAGUGUCUACAGGCAGCUGCUGCCGUUCACAGAUCGGAGGUUUCUAGUGAACCCGGAAGAACCAAGCCAAGCCUGCUAUUAUUUCGUCAAAAAGGUGAUGAAGCUGGCAAUUGCGGCUCCGUACCUGCUCUCCGUGACCAACCAAAAGACGCUGAAUGAGACAGCAUCAAUGGUUGAAAAUAUUCGACGAGCCUACCGGACAGCCUUCGAGACAUCAAGCUGGGUCACAGGUGGUGUACGACAAGUGGCCGUCCAGAAACUCACAAACAUGAAGUACUACGUGGGAAGUCCUGGACAGCGGCUAGACCCCGCCGCCAUUGAGAAGUAUUACGAUGCAGUGCCGGACGUGACUACGGACAAAUUUUUCGAAGCAUGGAGGAAGGCACUAUCGGUUUCUUGUCAUCAGACUUGGGCUGACCAGAAAACCUCGAUCUUCGACGAAACUACAGUGAACGCCUACUAUGUGGUUAAUUUCAAUACUGCGUUUAUUCCAACCGCAAUUCUCCAGCUCCCUUUCUUUUAUACCGGAGCUCCUCCUGCUAUCAACUAUGGCGGCAUUGGCGCGGACUCUUAG